Messenger RNA from Monodelphis domestica (gray short-tailed opossum), 5893 nucleotides. NCBI's taxonomy places the organism in Eukaryota, Metazoa, Chordata, Mammalia, Didelphimorphia, Didelphidae. The record is from RefSeq and is a predicted model, not a curated record.
UUUCCGUAUCUAUCUAUAGCCCAAGAGGUUGUCUGUUCUAGUGGAGAGAGACAUUCUCAGGGUCAAUGGAAUACAUAUUCAAAACUCCACCUGUGACAUUUGUUGGUUCCAUAACCCAGAAAAACUCACUUAAACUGGCAAGGUUCCUAGGCAUAUGUCUAAGAAAAUAUGUUGCAUAACAGUCACUGUUAUGAAUAAAUAUAAGAAGUUUCUUCACUAGAAUAUCCCUAUAUCAAUAAAACAAAAUUUUUUGCAAAAUGCAUACAUAUAGAUACACACAUGUACUUGGACUUUGGAUAUACUUUAUAUUUGAAAAUAUAUACACAUAUAUUUGUAUGUUUGUAUACACAUAAAUAUUUCUGUGUAUAUCUCUGUAUAAGUAUGUAUACACAACACAUUUCUAUAUAGAAGUAGUUUAAUCAGAUUUUAUUGCUGUAGGGUUUUUUGUUUGUUUAUUUGUUUUUAAACCCUUACAUUAGUCUUGGAUGUAUUGAAUCCAAGUCAGAAGAGCUGUAAGGGCUAGGCAAUGGAGGUCAAGUGACUUGCCAGGAUCACAUAGCCGGGAAGUGUCUGAGGCCAGAUUUGAACCUCGGACCUCCCAUCCCGAGGUCUGGCUCUCAAUCCACUGAACUACCCUGCUAUACAUAUAUACACAUAUGUAUAUAUGUGUGUGUGUGAGAGUGUGUGUAUGCAUUUUUAUUUUUAAAAUUCAUACAAAGAGUCUUUGACAAGAAAUUUCAAAAAGUGCCAUUUUCCUUUUUGUUUAUUUUACUUUCUUUAUAGUAUUUACAAGGGGAUGUAGAAAAAAGUAAUGUGUCAGAGGCAGACAUUUAUAGUUGGGUUGAAUUAAACUCAUGACAGAUCAUUAGAUCAGGCUGUAUCUACAAUAUAUAUUCAUGAAAUGAAAUUGAUUUUAUUCUCACUAGGAAGUGUCAGAGGUUCCUACCUGAAUAUGAGGGGAAGUGUAGGCUACCUUCUCAGGGACUAGUAUAGUUCUCAAUUUUAAGGCUUCUUUUUGAUCCAUAUGGACUAUUCUUUACACCUAACAUUAAAUUUUUACUAGAAAUCUGAAAUGAAUUUCAGUGAGGACAAUAUAAUUCUUCAUUGCCUAGUACUGGAUCUGAAUCUUUGAGUUAGAAGAGAACUAACAGCUAUAUAAUAACAACCAUCUCACCCAGUGGGAGAAUUUUUUCCACAGUAUUCCUCACCAAUAGCCAGCGAUCUCCAUUUAAAUAUAGGUAACUCCAGCUUGAACUAUCAAAUUAUUUACAUUAAGCCAAGGUUCACCCCUCCAGAAAUUCCUGCCUAUUGGUUCCAGCUUUGACAUUCUGGUGCAUUGCAGCAAAAUGGACUCCAUUACAUUGUGACAGCCUAUCAAAUAUUAAUGUAUCAGAAGUUUAGAGAAGGAUCUCAAUUAAGAAGAUGACUUUAAAAAUGGUCAGAGAGAAUGUUUCCUCUUAUUUUUUUUCCCAGAAGAAUGAAGGAAAUAGUGGGUUGAAGAAAUAUGUAAAAGUGGAUGAGGAUUUCGUGUAUUCUAGACUGAGUAUAACAUUUGGUAAAUGGAGCCUUCUAACUCGAGCGAUUUUGGGAUUUCAUGCAUUCUAGACUGAGUACAAUAUUUAGGAAAUGUAACCUCCCAACAUACUGGCUUCUACUGAAAUGCCAAGAUACAUAAUCUAUAAGCAACUUUAUAAUUUUUCAAUAGUACCUUGAAAAUUAAUAUUUAUUUCAUUUGGCUUUAAUUUCUUCAUCCAUCAUGUAGUCAGGUGUGGAUUAGGAUAAAUGAUGAAGUUGGUGUUAAAGGUGAGUGAAAAAAUCAUUAUACGUAUUCUGUAUGUAGAGACUAUUAUAAACAAUUAGACAUGAAACUGGACUCAUUGCUUCUAAGAAGUAGUUAUGUAGCUAUAGUUAUAUGAGUCCUUCUGUCUCCUUGUGUGCUGAAAUAAAACAAAAUACAAAAAGAGCUCUUUAAUAACUGUUUCUAGUUCCUGGAGCUUGUUUCCUUAGCUCUCAACAAUCUUGUCACUCACCACUCUUUUUGCCUUCAAACAACGACAUGGGAAUCUCCCUUUUUCAAUCUUAAUAAAAGUAAGUUUCUAUUCUCGAGGUAUAAUAAAACGAGUAUGAAUUGUGAUGUGACAAUUUUGAAAAUUGUCUGCCUUUUCUCUGGAUUUCUGUUCUUAAUAUAUACUUUUUGAGCAUUAUGUUUGUUAAUGAUGGGAUAGAAUAUAAGGAAUUACCAGAUUUCAAAAACUGGAAAACUACCACAAUUAUCUCUUUGAAACAUGGGGGGGAAUUUGGAUGAUUUUUGUCCUUUCUAUUGAAGACUCAAUGACCAGAAUUGUUACACUCAAGAAAAAUGUUAGUUCAGUUGAUUAUUAAAUUGGAUUUUCAAACUUUUACUGAUUAUGUUUAUACUGAAUUUUUAUAUUGUCCACACAAUAUAUCAAGAUAAUUAUGAAAUUCUAAUGAACCAUAAGAGAUACUAAAAACUGUAUCUUUUUGAACUUCUAUAUUCCUUUUGGCAAUUCUAUACCUAAGCUAUCUGUAAUAUCUCUUUUUGAUAUCCUCAAAAAUACAUAUUCUGUGAUAUCUAUUAGAAAGUUGUUCAAAUUGACAAUAAUUUGAAGGUAGAUGUCAAAAUUCAUAACCAUUGAUAUAACAAUUUAAUAUUUCAAGAAUCUUUGAUGUCAUUAGCAUCAUUAUUGUAUAGAUGACAACUUAAUUCUCAGCAUUGUAUCUUCAUUUCUCUGACCAAUUCAGCCCAUUUAGUAAUGAGCCACUCCAUCCUUAACAUAUAGAGUCCCUUCUCAAGUUUCUAUUCAAAGUUUUUUUUUUUUUUUAUGCAUGAUAGAACUAACCAGAUAACUCUUCUGGUUAGCUGACAUAGCUUUUUUGAAACCAGGAGUCUCCUCCAAGAUAUGAAGAUAUAUCAAAGCAAAACAAUGAUCUAAAUACUUGAUCAAAUUUUCAAUUUUUAAUUUAUGUUAACUUUGCCACCUUAUUCACAUUUUGAGAGUAGGUUCAUCAUUCUAUUAUCUCUAUAACUUAAAGUUUUUUAGUCAUUAGUGACUCCAGAAUUUUAUCUGAAUAUGUACCAGUUACUAAAGCAAUGAAAUAUCAACUUUCUAAUGAAUCCUAGUGAAAAACUUUUUUCAGGAAUAAGAAUAAAGUUGCAAUAACUAGGGGCAGCUAGGUGAUGCAAGUGGACAGAGCUCAAAGCCUGGAGUCAAGAAGAUCAGAGUUCAAAUCUAGACUCAGUCAUUUACUAACUGUCUUAACCUAGGCAAGUCACUUUACCCCUGUUUGCCUCAGUUCCUCAUAUGUAAAAUGAGCUUGAGAAGAAAAUGAAAAUUAUUCCAGGAUCUUUUCUAACAAACUCCAAAAGUGGUUAACAAAGAGGCAGAUAUAACUGAAAUAACUGAACAACAAAAACAACAAAGCAACAGAUAAUCUAUACUUUUCUUAUUCUAGUCAACUAUACAAUACAGUGGAGAGAAUGUUAGGCUUAGUCAGGAUGCCCUGAGUUUAUUCUUUCUUGUCAAAGACACUUAAAAGCUAUGUGAUCUGGGUAAGAUACAUUGCCUCUUUCAUCCUCAGUUACUGUAUAUUCAAAAUAGGGAUGAUAAUAAUAUCACUUCCCUUCCAGAAAGAUUGUGAGAAUCGAUUGAGAUUACACAUAUAAAAUAUUUUACAAAUCUUAAAACUUUUUGUAUAAGUACUAAUUAUUAUUUUAGCUAUUAUUUUCCUACCAAAGCUAUUGAUAAACAAAAGUGUAUUUAUCUUUGAGUAUUCACUGAGAGUGUCAAAUGUGAUAGAAAUAAAAAAUUAUAUACCACAGGCAGAUUAAAAUAAUACUUUCCUCCCAAACAUACCAUCUUUUAGUAUCACUAAAUAAAAAUGUAUGCAUCUGAAGUUGAUCUUCAUAAUGUUAUAUAAUUUAUAUUAUAAUACUUGGUGCCAUUUAGAUGUUUCUUGAUUUUUUUUAAAAGAAGUAAUGGGAAUUAGGCAGGUCUUGAUAUAAUUUCAAUUUUAACUCUUCUCCACUAGGAAGGAUCCUACACAUUGAUUCUCUUUGGGUGAUCAGUGCUAUUCAGCUUGUGUAGCUACAUACAUAUCUAAACCAUUUUUAAACUUUGGUAAUGGGACAGUUUUAUGUCAGAUUGAAAAAGUUUAUUUAUAGAUUUACUUUUGGGAGAGCUAGUUGAGAAAUAUAUUAGAAGUACUUCAUACUUAACAAAGAUAGGCAAGCAUUUUUUCAUGCAAUUGGGUGAAAGUUAAUUGAAAUAUGAACUUUAGUAACUUCCUUCAAUGUCUUUGCUUUUAUUAUAGAGUGAUGGAGAGCAACCAGACCACAGUGACAGAUUUCAUUCUGCUGGGAUUUCUGGUUAGCCCAGAGGUGAAGAGGUUUCUCUUUGGGCUCUUCUUCCUCCUCUAUACCUGCACUCUGUUGGGAAAUGGAGUCAUCCUGGGUCUGAUUUGUCUUGACUCCAGACUCCACACUCCCAUGUACUUCUUCCUCUCCCAAUUGGCUCUUGUUGACAUCUCUUAUGCCUCAAACACGGUCCCCCAGAUGCUGGCAAAUCUCCUGGAUCCAGCCAAGCCCAUCUCCUUUGCAGGGUGCAUCAUGCAGACCCAUCUCUUUUUAACACUUGCCCAUGUAGAAUGUCUUCUGCUGGUAAUGAUGAGCUAUGACCGGUAUGUGGCCAUCUGCCAUCCCCUUAGAUACACUCUCAUUAUGAACCGAGGAAUGUGUAUUGCACUGGCCAUCACAUCCUGGGCAGGUGGAUCCCUCCUGGCUUUGGUCCAUGUCAUCCUUCUGCUUCGGCUGCCCUUCUGCGGGCCCCGGGAAAUCAACCACUUCUUCUGUGAAAUCCUUUCUGUACUGAAACUUGCCUGUGCCGACACGUGGCUCAACAAAUUAGUCACCUUUAUUGCCUGUAUAAUUAUUGUAGUUGCACCCCUCUCCUUAGUCCUAAUCUCCUACACACAUAUUCUUGCUGCUAUCCUGAGAAUCCAUUCAAGGGAAGGACGGAAGAAAGCCUUCUCCACCUGCUCCUCCCAUCUCUGUGUGGUUGGACUUUUUUUUGGUAAUGCCAUCAUUCUCUACAUGACCCCCAACUCCAGAAAGUCUGAGGAGCAACAUAAAAUUCUUUUUUUGUUUUACAGCUUCUUUAAUCCUACUCUAAAUCCUCUGAUAUAUAGUCUAAGAAAUGCAGAGGUAAAGGGAGCCUUUAGAAGAAUGCUUAGGAAAGAAAGACUAGGUUAAAAGACUGAAUUGUAAUUAUUUAUAAAGGGAUAGGAAUGUAGCCUUUGGAGUUUAUAAUAAUUUGGGAAAUAAAUGCUAUGGGAUUAAAUGACUUUUUUUUCUCCUUCCCCCCACUAUUAAAUUCUCUCUCUUCCCAUUUAUAAUUAUGCCACCAUCUGGAACAUGUCCAUGGAUCUGAACAUCUUUUUUGCCCUAUUUUCCCCUGGAAUGUCAGAGCAAGAAAAAUAUCAAAUCAAAGUGCCUUUUCUUAAUAAAUAUUGAUAUAAUUUGCUUUUAAAUUAUAUUUACUUCUGAAUAUACCACUCUCUGUACUAAUGAGAGCAACUUUAAUUGUUUCAAAGAAUAAACAUUAAAGAAAGAGGUAACUCAGUAAUAUUAAAUAAUGUGUCUCAAGACUGAUAGUAUCUACAAUUUUCCAUAUCCAUAUCCUUGUCAUCAACAUCUUCAAAGCACAUUGGGAAAUAAGUUUUUGAAUCUUUUCUCUGGGUCUUAUAUGGGUCAUUUUUUUUAUUCACUCAUUCUCACAGCAAGUAUUUACUAAGUACUUCCUAUCUAACAAGUCUCUUGCAAAAUGCUGGGGACAUGCAGAUAGGCAAAGCAACUUUUGUGCAAUCAAGGAGCUGA